Molecule: messenger RNA, 4331 nt
Organism: Scleropages formosus (Asian bonytongue)
Lineage: Eukaryota; Metazoa; Chordata; Actinopteri; Osteoglossiformes; Osteoglossidae
Product: dynamin-3-like
Exons: 21
Coding region: 367-2931 (854 amino acids)
Biological process (GO): synaptic vesicle budding from presynaptic endocytic zone membrane; receptor internalization
Cellular component (GO): plasma membrane; cytoplasm; microtubule
Molecular function (GO): GTP binding; GTPase activity; microtubule binding
Source: RefSeq, a predicted model, not a curated record
GUCAAGUGACGGUCUGGAUUGAAACAGAGACUGAACGUCAAAGUCGGAGCGGAGCGGCGCGGCGCAGCGCAGAGAAGAGAGCGAAGUGUCCCAGCGAAGCCACAUCGACCUCUUCACAGCUGCUUAUCGGAAAAAAUAAAUAAAGAAUUAGACUGAUUAAAAAGGUUACUGGACCGAGACGGCAUCUGUGGCCAUUUCAUUUUUUUUCCUCAAGCGUGGGAGCAACACGGAGCGGCAUUCCUCUAGACGGUGCAGUGAGUUUCAUCCCCACGAGGCUGGUACAUGAAAGGACACGAGCUGGUCUGACACCGCAGAGCCUCUGGGUUUCCUCUCUCUCAUCCUCCUCCUUCCCCCAGCUCUGUCGCCAUGGGUAACCGAGGGAUGGAGGACCUCAUCCCUCUGGUGAACCGGCUCCAGGAUGCCUUCAGCUCCAUCGGACAGUCCUGCAACCUGGACCUGCCGCAGAUUGCCGUGGUGGGCGGCCAGAGUGCGGGGAAGAGCUCCGUACUGGAGAACUUCGUGGGAAGGGACUUCCUGCCCCGGGGUUCUGGAAUAGUCACCCGACGGCCGCUUGUGCUGCAGCUCAUCAGUGCGAAAACAGAGUAUGCCGAGUUCCUUCACCUCAAAGGGAAGAAGUUCACGGACUUUGAUGAGGUUCGCCAGGAGAUCGAAGCAGAGACGGAUCGGGUCACCGGGGCCAAUAAGGGCAUCUCUCCUGUGCCCAUUAACUUGCGGGUCUACUCCCCACAUGUCCUAAAUCUCACCUUGAUCGACCUGCCGGGGAUCACCAAAGUCCCGGUGGGGGACCAACCCCCAGACAUCGAGUACCAGAUCCGGGACAUGAUCAUGCAGUUCAUCUGCAGAGAGAGCUGCCUGAUCUUGGCUGUCACCCCAGCCAACAUGGACCUGGCCAACUCUGACGCUCUCAAGCUCGCCAAAGAUGUCGAUCCACAGGGCCAGCGGACUAUUGGGGUCAUAACCAAGCUGGACCUGAUGGAUGAGGGCACAGAUGCUCGGGAGGUUCUGGAGAAUAAGCUCCUUCCCUUGCGCAGAGGGUACAUUGGGGUAGUGAACCGUAGUCAGAAGGACAUCGAGGGGAAGAAGGACAUCAAAGCUGCUCUGGCUGCAGAGAGGAAGUUUUUCCUGUCCCACCCCUCUUACCGGCACAUGGCGGACAGCAUGGGUACGCCGCACCUGCAGAAAGUCCUGAACCAGCAACUGACAAACCACAUCCGGGACACCCUCCCUGGGUUCCGUAGCAAGCUGCAAACCCAGCUGCUGUCCCUGGAUAAGGAGGUUGAAGAAUACCGCCACUUUCGGCCCGACGAUCCCUCACGCAAGACAAAGGCCCUGCUCCAAACUGUUCAGCAGUUUUCUGUGGACUUUGAGAAGAGGAUUGAGGGUUCUGGUGACCAGGUGGAUACUGUGGAACUUUCUGGUGGGGCCAAGAUCAACCGCAUCUUCCAUGAGCGUUUUCCCUUUGAGCUGGUCAAGAUGGAGUUUGAUGAGAAGGACCUGCGUCGGGAGAUCAGCUACGCCAUCAAAAACAUCCAUGGCAUCAGGACAGGCCUCUUCACCCCAGAUCUGGCCUUCGAGGCCAUUGUGAAGAAGCAGAUUGUGAAGCUGAAGGGGCCCAGUAUUAAAUGUGUGGACAUGGUAGUCCAGGAGCUCAUCAAUACCGUACGCCAGUGCACGGUCAAGCUGGCCCACUUCCCCCGGCUCCGCGAGGAAACCGAGAGGAUAGUAACUGCAUACAUCCGUGACCGUGAGAAUCGGGCCAAAGAGCAGGUGUUGCUGCUGAUCGAGGUCCAGCUGUCCUACAUCAACACCAACCACGAGGAUUUCAUCGGCUUUGCAAAUGCUCAGCAGAGGAGCAGUCAGAUGAACAAGAAGAGCUCAGCGGGAAACCAGGUGCGUGUCAUCCGCAAGGGCUGGUUGACCAUAAACAACAUCAGUAUCAUCAAGGGUGGAGCCAAGGAGUACUGGUUUGUUCUAACUGCAGAGAGUCUGUCUUGGUUUAAGGACGAUGAGGAAAAGGAGAAGAAGUACAUGCUUCCACUAGACAACCUGAAGGUUCGUGAUGUGGAGAAGAGCUUCAUGUCCAGCAAGCACGUUUUUGCUAUUUUCAACACAGAACAGAGGAACGUGUACAAGGACAACCGGUAUCUGGAGCUGGCCUGUGACUCCCAGGAGGAAGUGGAUAGUUGGAGAGCAUCCCUGUUGCGUGCUGGGGUGUACCCCGAAAAGGCCUCUGUGGACAGCGAGAACUCUGGCCCCUCAGACACCUUCUCCAUGGACCCCCAGCUGGAGAGGCAAGUGGAGACCAUCCGUAACCUGGUGGACUCCUACAUGGCCAUUGUCAACAAGACCAUCCGUGACCUCAUGCCCAAGACCAUCAUGCAUCUCAUGAUAAUCAGUGUUAAAGACUUCAUCAAUGCGGAGCUGCUGGCCCAGCUGUACUCUGCAGGGGACCAGAACGUGUUGAUGGAUGAGUCGCCAGAGCAGGCAAGGCGGCGGGAUGAGGUCCUGCGCACGCACCAUGCCCUCAAGGAGGCGCUGUCCAUCAUCGGGGAUAUCGCUACCUCCACCAUCUCCACCCCUCUGCCACCCCCUGUUGACAGCUCCUGGCUGCAUGGUGGAUCCAGUGGAUCUCAGAGGUCGCCUCCCUCCAGCCCCACGGCUCCAAGGAGGAUGUCCACAGGCCCCCGGCCACCGGCCCGCGGCCCUGCCCCUCCGGCCCCUCCGGCCCCUCCCCUGCCUUCUCGCCCGGGUCCGCCGGGACCCGUCAGCAACAGUACGGAUGCCUUCCUGCCCCCGCAGGUGCCUAGCCGCCCCACCCGUGCUCCUCCCAGCAUUCCCAGCCGCCGUCCUCCUCCGUCUCCGACCCGGCCCUCUGUGACGCGCCCUGGAGACUCCUCUCUCCUGGACUGAACCCCUCUCACUCCCCCAAACCAGGCUGAUCCGCCGUUACGGUCUCGCAUGCCCCCCCCGGCCAGUCACCUGUUGCCUGGCAACAACAUCCGUGGGCUUUCACGAUAUAGCCUUUUUUCUCAAUCCAGGUUUGCUGGGCAAAUCCAAAAUCUCGUUCUGGUAAAUAACCCUCCUCCCACGCCUUUGACCACGCAACCCUGGCAAGCGUGUUGGCCCUCCACACUCCCAAACCGCUGCAAGACACAGAAGCUCAUAGUACAGCUUGCUUGGGAAGGUCUCAUGAUGCCCAUACCCAGACUGAACCACAGCGUACUAUUAAUCUGCGGUAAACUCCAGUGCAAAGGGCUCGCGGUUCAUUUACAUUAUAUAAACGCGUGAGUGUAUGCCCGAGCGCGUGCGUGUACGCGUGUGUUCAAAUGCGUGCCUUAGCUCUUUUUGUUACUGCCACCUUUCUUGUUUUCAUGCAUGGUGUGAGUGGUCUCGCCCUCAUUGUACACCGUGGAUGUGCUGUAUGUUUCCGAACAUGUUGCGGAUCUGCGCUGCGAUGGCUGGGACGCUGCGUUCGGGCACCUAGCAGUCGCUCACGCGGCACACUUGCCUUUCACCGAGACCUGCUUGAAAACACAUUUUGCCGUGCGACCAUGUUGCCCGUCUGUAGCCUGUCUCUGACCCCUGUGUUAAGGCUAAAGUGUAUUGUCACACAUGUAGCUCUGUAUCUGAACACACAUGUUAUCAUGGCAAUACAGUCUAUCUAUCUAUCUAUCUAUACUAGAUAGGUAGGUAGAUAGACUAUAUGAGCCUAUAGCAAUAUUCACAAGCCUAGUGGUAGCCUUAGAAGAACUGUAUUGCUCUGUCUCAACACAUGGACACACCAUCUCUGUCCUUCCCCUCCCCUCUCCUCCUCACUCGAAAUGUUCCAGCCGUUCUCCUUUCCAGCUCCGCUGCCCUGCCUCCCAUGAGCCCCUGCUGUGUUCAGGCUGCAAACUGUACGUAUCUGAGCGCAGGAUCAUUCCAACGUGUGGAGAACGAGGGACCUUGGCUGACACUGUUUGAAUGUGGUGACUCAUGGAGUCCACAGCUUUACUUUUCUCCAGUUCUUCUGCUCUCACUCUUUGCCUCACUCUGACGGUCUCUCUGUCUCAGCGUCCUCAUCUCCAAUAAACCUCUGGCAUUCUCGGUCUGCUAAGUCUGCUCUGUUUUUCUCACGGGGUCUUUGAUUACUUUUCUAAAGCCAAACCACAGGUCUUUAAACGGCAAGAACUAUGGUUGCCUUUGCCCUACAUCAUGUCGCGAGAAAACUGCCCUGACACACAGUCUCCAAAACAUUUGCCUCUUUCUUCCAGAUGCUAUUUUUAAGUGCUGAAUUUUUACAUACGAAACAAAGUCCGUUGCUAGCAGUU